UCCGCGGCGCCCGCUCGCCGCCGCGGGAUGGGGAGCUAGCGCCACGGCGGCCGCGGUGGCCGCAGCACAGCCAGCCGCCGCCCCCGGGCCUGUCCCGCCGGGUGCUCCGGGAGCCCCGAGCCCGGCCCCGAGCCAGGCCCGCGGGCGGCGGCGGCGGAGGAGCUGGGCAGGUGUAUGCGGCUGGAAGAUGGCGCCCUCGGGCCCCGGUGGCGUGAGGCGGCGGUGCCGGCGGGUGCUCUACUGGAUCCCCGUGGUGUUCAUCAGCUUGCUUCUGGGCUGGUCCUACUAUGCUUACGCGAUCCAGCUGUGCAUAGUGUCCAUGGAGAACAUUGGUGAACAAGUUGUGUGCCUCAUGGCUUAUCAUCUACUUUUCGCAAUGUUUGUCUGGUCAUACUGGAAAACCAUUUUUACAUUGCCCAUGAAUCCUUCAAAAGAAUUCCAUCUCUCUUAUGCAGAGAAAGAAUUGCUGGAGAGAGAGCCAAGAGGAGAAGCCCAUCAGGAAGUUCUGAGGCGAGCAGCCAAAGACCUUCCCAUCUACACCAGGACCAUGUCCGGCGCGAUCCGAUAUUGUGACAGAUGCCGACUUAUAAAGCCAGACCGCUGCCAUCACUGUUCCGUCUGUGAUAAAUGUAUUUUGAAGAUGGACCAUCAUUGCCCAUGGGUGAACAAUUGUGUUGGAUUUUCAAAUUAUAAAUUCUUCCUCCUUUUCUUGGCUUACUCUCUGCUGUACUGCCUUUUCAUUGCUGCUACAGAUUUACAGUAUUUUAUCAGAUUUUGGACAAAUGGUCUCCCUGAUACUCAAGCCAAGUUCCAUAUUAUGUUUUUAUUCUUUGCUGCAGCUAUGUUUUCUGUCAGCUUGUCCUCUCUGUUUGGUUAUCAUUGCUGGCUAGUCAGCAAAAAUAAAUCUACAUUAGAGGCAUUCAGAAAUCCAGUAUUUAGACAUGGAACAGAUAAGAACGGAUUCAGCUUGGGUUUCAGUAAAAACAUGCGACAAGUUUUUGGCGAUGAGAAGAAGUAUUGGCUGUUACCAAUAUUUUCAAGUCAAGGUGAUGGCUGUUCCUUUCCAACUUGCCUUGUUAACCAGGAUCCUGAACAACCUUCCACUCCUGCAGGACUAAAUUCAACAGCGAAAAAUCCUGAAAACCAUCAGUUUCCUGCAAAGCCGUUGAGAGAGUCGCAGAGCCACCUCCUUACGGAUUCUCAGACCUGGACAGAGAACAGCUCAAACCCCGGGAGAGGCAAAGCCGGUAUGAGCAACCCUGCAUUAACUAUGGAGAAUGAGACUUAACUCUACAAUCAAAAUAAAACCACUCUUGUAAAGUACCAAGGCUGUGGAAGACUGGAACAAGCUUCCAAUUGGAAGGCACCAUUGGCCAAUUGUCUCUUUGGCUAAAUAUGCGAAUUUUGUCUUCACUGAUGGGGAUCAAACACAGCACUAUCAAGAAUUUCAAGUAAUCACCAAACUCAUGCUUAAAACAGAACACUGUUUAUUCCAAUAUAUAGACUUCUGUAACUAAUACAAAUUACUAUUAACCUUCAAAAGUAAUUAAAAAAAUAUUUUUUGCCAAAAACUGAGAAUAAGUUUAUGGGCCAAUUUUCAUUCAGAUAUUUGGGUUGUCCAAUUUGUCACAUAAUCUCAUUAUUUGGUAUUCUGUUUUAGAAAAUUUAGGUUAAUCUUAAGAUUUAAAAUUUUUCAAGUCACUUUAUCAUGCUAAGCUGUAUUCGGGAGCAGGUAAGAAAUCAUCCUUCCUUAAUUUUUUUUAUGAUAUGAAACUACCGUCAUAUGAGAGAGCUGCAUUAACUAUGAAUUCAUUAUGGAGGCCACCUACAGCUGAAGGUUUUCCGUCCUUGGUGGAAGGCUGUAAUUCUAGUUCUAGACUUUGUCUCACAUUAGAAAAUUCGAACACUGAAGCUUGAGCUCUCUGUUCAAAACAAUUGGAUAAAAACUUUUGUCAGAAUUAAUAUAAUGUUUUGACAAAGAACUUAUAUCAAGAAAUUUAUUUUCAUGUGUUCUCAUUUGAAAUCAGAGGGAAUAUAUGCUAAUUCUUAUCGAGAUUGCCUGGCAACACUCUUUUGUUGGUUUGGAUGUUAUCAAAUCUGUUUUUUCACUACUUACUAGGUGUUAUUGUGAAAUGACUGAGUUUCUAAGCAUUUCUGAUAGAUCAAUCGAUUAUUCCUCCACGCACACCUGUAUCAUCUCUAUGUCUUUUCAUCAAAACUAUAGUUGUUGAUAUAUAUUCUUCCUCAAAUGCCUAUCAAGAUUAAAUUAUGCAAAUCAUUUAAAAAUGUGGAAGUUUGGUUUACCGUGAACUAAACGACAUGCUGUUUAGAAAUGUAGUUCAAGGUAAACUAAAAUAAUGUUUUUGUUGAUGCCAAAAUGUUUGGCCUCAGUGAGUACACUCAGAAGCUCUUGUGCCUUGAAUGCACUAUUUACAAAAAGGAAAACAUCUCAUUAAAAAAAAAAUCUGGGAAUUAAGUUUUGUAAAUUAACCAUUAGAGUAGUGAGCUGUGCAGUUCCUUUGGUACUAAUUUUGAGGAUUUCAAGUAGAUUAGCUUUUUUUUUUUUUUUUCUAAAAAAGGCUAGAUAAUUGAAGUAAGCAAGAAUUCACUACAAACUGAAAGACCUGCGGAGAGUAGAAUAAUGGAAGAUCAUUGCAAUUAUUCAGCCUUGCUAGAGCCUUUGGGAGUUUUAGGAGUGUUUAGGAAGAGCUGAUGUCAGUUCCUCGUGUUUCACUUGGGCGCAGUGCUGGGCGUGACGGUGAGGGUUGCUUUCACAUGAUUUCAAGCUAAAGCCUUUGAUCUGACAAUCUACUUCGAAAGACUCAGAGGAUGAAGUGUGCUUUCCCCUUCGUCUUUAAGCAUGUUUGGGUCAUUUGUCAUUACCGGAAGUGCCAGACUGGAGCUCAUAGCUCCUGCUAGAAGUCUUUUGGGCAGCAGCAUGUGGUGUAUUCGAAGAUCUAUGCAGCAGAUUUUCUGAUAGCACAGUGCUCCCUUAUCCAUCUUCCAGGACAAAAGUCUGUGAGCAUGUCCUUUUAUCAAAGUGGUAGCUGGUGGGGAAGGGGAGGGUUUACAUUCUACCCUGCUAAAAUACUGUUAUUUUUGCUCUCUUUAUGUCGUUUAUGUACUUAUUUUAAACACCUAAGUCCAUAGUCCUAGGAGUCAAAAAUGGAAAAACAUUUAAAAAAUAAAUUUUUUUCAGUAUGUUGUAAUGGUUA
Rattus rattus (black rat) is the source of this 3215-nucleotide messenger RNA. It is a transcript of the gene Zdhhc2, whose product is annotated as zinc finger DHHC-type palmitoyltransferase 2. The record is from RefSeq and is a predicted model, not a curated record. Gene Ontology annotation, biological process: protein targeting to membrane; peptidyl-L-cysteine S-palmitoylation. Lineage: Eukaryota; Metazoa; Chordata; Mammalia; Rodentia; Muridae. The transcript has 13 exons. The coding region runs from base 188 to 1288 and encodes 366 amino acids. Gene Ontology annotation, molecular function: protein-cysteine S-palmitoyltransferase activity. Gene Ontology annotation, cellular component: Golgi apparatus; endoplasmic reticulum.